AUGCGCACAACUUUGAAAGGGAUGAUGACGCGGUGCACGGCGCCGCUGCGCAAGGCGAAGUCGGCGGAUUCGGACACGUUCUUCGGUGCCUCGAUGCCCGCGGCGCUGUCCGCGACCGGACUUUCGUUCGGUCUCACGGAACAACAGCUGCAGUACCAGGAGACGGCGCGCAGCUUCGCCAAGGAGAAGAUGAUCCCCGUCGCGGCGGAGUACGACAGGUCGAUGAAGUACCCCCAUGAUGUGUACAAGCAGGCGUGGGAGCUUGGCUUGACAAACAUGCACAUCCCUACAAAGUACGGCGGCCUCGGCGCGAGUGCCGUGGACGGCUUGGUUGUGCAGGAGGAGCUCGCCUACGCGUGUUCGGGUAUGGCGACGGCGUUCGAGGGCAACAGCCUCGCCGAAGCGCCGCUCCUCAUCGCCGGCACGGAUGCGCAGAACGCAAAAUAUCUGAGCCGCAUGGUUGAAGAGCCGCUGCUGGCUGCCUACUGCGUGACGGAGCCGACGGGUGGGUCGGACGUGGCGGGCAUGAAGACGGUUGCGAAGAAGGAGGGCGACAAGUGGGUCAUCAACGGCUCCAAGAUGUGGAUCACGAACGGCGGCGUGGCUAACUGGUACUUUGUGUUGGCGCGCAGCGAGGGCGGCUUCACCGGCUUCAUUGUGGACGCCGACACGCCUGGCGUGACGCUCGGGCAGAAGGAAAUGAUGCUUGGCCAGCGGUGCAGCGACACGCGCGGCAUCACGUUCGAGAACGUGGUGGUGCCGCAGGAGAAUGUCGUGGGCGAGGCAGGCAAGGGCUUCCAGGUGGCCAUGAAGGCGUUUGACUUUACUCGUUCUGCGGUCGCCAUCAGCGCUGUCGGGCUGGCCCGCCGCGCCACGGACGAAGCAACGAAGUACGCCCGCGAGCGCAUGACAAUGGGCAAGCCGAUUGCGCAGCAUCAGGGCGUUGCGUUCAUGUUGGCAGAGAUGGCGGCUGGCGUGGAGGCGUGCCGGCUCAUGACGUACCGCGCUGGAUGGGAAACGGAUCAGGGUCGCCGCAACACAUACUACGCUUCGUGCGCCAAGAUGAUGGCGUCCGACCUUGCCGAGAAGUGCUCGACGAACGCGGUGCAGAUCUUCGGGGGCAACGGCUACAACGCGGGCUACCCAGUGGAGAAGCUCUACCGUGACUGCAAGAUCUUCUCGAUCUACGAGGGCACGACGCAGAUCCAGCACACGAUCAUCAGCCGUUAUGUGACGGGCAUGCGCUGCUGA
Molecule: messenger RNA, 1251 nt
Organism: Leishmania mexicana MHOM/GT/2001/U1103
Lineage: Eukaryota; Euglenozoa; Kinetoplastea; Trypanosomatida; Trypanosomatidae
Product: putative acyl-coenzyme a dehydrogenase
Exons: 1
Coding region: 1-1251 (416 amino acids)
Biological process (GO): fatty acid beta-oxidation; medium-chain fatty acid catabolic process
Cellular component (GO): mitochondrion
Molecular function (GO): medium-chain fatty acyl-CoA dehydrogenase activity; flavin adenine dinucleotide binding
Source: RefSeq, a predicted model, not a curated record